UGCAUCCGUAGGUAGAUAAAAAAAAAAAAAAAAACGGAGAGAAAAUGUAGGCGAACGAAGAAGAGGGUCAGGACAAAAAUAGUCUAAGAUUUGGGUGCGAUUCGAUCGGUAUUUUUCUCUCUAUUCGUCUUCUACUCAGAGAGUCAGAGUCAGAGAGAGGAAGGAGAACAAGACACACAGAAAUAGUGUGAACUGAAAAUCCGGUUCCAUUUCUCUUCAAUCUCAUCUAAUUCGGCUUUCUCGUGGAUACACGAGCUAAUAGAAGGAAACCCAUUUGGGUGUUCUCUGAAGGAAAGGCUAAACAUGAAUGGUUUGGCUUCAGAGUGCAGUAGUGGGUGUGAAUCUGGUUGGACUAUGUAUUUAGACCACUCUCUUUCUGCUGAUCCCUGUAAAAGAGGUUGCGAGUUUGGUGAUGAAAUUGCUUUCUUUGGUCAAGAUUUUAUGGAAAAAGAAGCAAAAGAGGAGGAUGAAGAAGAGGAUUUAUCUAUGGUUUCUGAUGCAUCUUCUGGGCCUCCACAUUUCCAGGAAGAUGAAGUCUACUGUGAUGAAAAUGGGUGUUUUUGUUCUGCUUCUUCGGAUGCCGCAUUAGUCAAGACGAGCGUAAAAAGAAGAAAAAUAGACCAACGUGAACAGCAGCAGCACCAGCAGCAGCAGCAGCAACAACACCCCUCAUUUCUUGAUGACACUGCUAGCUCUCCUCUCUUCGACUUCUCCAAGAACAAUUUUACUCUCUCCGAUAACCAAGCUUCAAUGGACAAUCUCUGUGAUUUCUCACAAGCUUUCUCUGCCACUCGUUUUGAGGGUACGCCUGAAUUCCAGAAGCAAUUUGGUUUCUUACAGUCCUCUCAAGUCUCAUCCUCGGAAAACUACUUCAGAAAAAAUGGUUAUUUGCAGAGAAGAUAAUGGUAAUGAGAUAGAGUGAUAUCUUCGACCUUGUUCUGCUAUUGCUCAGAAAGAGACGGGAGUGUUCUAAAGGGAGAACGAACUAGAUCUCAAAGGGAUCUUGUUUCUUUUUUUACUUAUGUUUUCCUUGCUUGCCUAUGAAUGCAGUAGGAAACAACCCGAACCUGAGAGAGAGAGAGAGAGAGCAAGAGAAGAUAAAUAAAUUCCUUCUGUUUUUUUAUUUCUUUAAUUUAAUUUCAUGUCAUGACUCAUGAAUGGUGGUUACUUAUAAUGAGACCUGUGGAUCUUUUCUAUA
Molecule: messenger RNA, 1198 nt
Organism: Nelumbo nucifera (sacred lotus)
Lineage: Eukaryota; Viridiplantae; Streptophyta; Magnoliopsida; Proteales; Nelumbonaceae
Product: protein SOB FIVE-LIKE 5-like
Biological process (GO): cytokinin biosynthetic process
Source: RefSeq, a predicted model, not a curated record